AUGUCUAAUGAAGAGUUUAUUAGAACCCAGAUUUUUGGUACGGUUUUUGAAAUCACAAACCGGUACACGAACUUGAAUCCUGUAGGUAUGGGUGCCUUUGGUUUGGUUUGUUCGGCCACGGAUACGCUAACCAACCAGCCUGUGGCUAUCAAGAAGAUCAUGAAACCGUUUUCUACGUCUGUGCUGGCCAAGAGAACCUACAGGGAGCUCAAAUUGUUGAAGCACUUGAGACACGAAAACUUGAUAUGCUUGGAAGACAUCUUCUUAUCUCCAUUGGAAGACAUUUACUUUGUCACGGAGUUGCAAGGGACAGAUCUCCAUAGAUUACUACAGACUCGUCCUUUGGAAAAACAGUUUGUGCAGUAUUUCCUAUACCAGAUACUAAGAGGUUUGAAGUACGUUCAUUCAGCAGGUGUUAUUCACAGAGAUUUGAAGCCCUCUAACAUUUUAAUCAACGAAAACUGCGACCUAAAAAUCUGUGAUUUCGGUCUUGCUAGAAUUCAGGAUCCUCAAAUGACCGGGUACGUGUCCACUCGUUACUAUAGAGCCCCAGAAAUUAUGCUUACUUGGCAGAAGUAUAACGUCGAAGUCGACAUUUGGUCUGCUGGUUGUAUCUUUGCUGAGAUGAUCGAGGGUAAGCCUUUGUUCCCAGGUAAGGAUCACGUCCACCAAUUCUCCAUCAUCACCGACUUGCUAGGUUCACCUCCUAAAGACGUUAUAGACACCAUUUGCUCGGAAAACACCCUUAAAUUCGUCACCUCGCUACCUCAUAGAGACCCAGUACCAUUCAGCACCAGAUUCCAGAAUCUAGAACCAGAGGCUAUCGACCUCCUCGAGAAAAUGCUAGUUUUCGAUCCAAAGAAGAGAAUCACAGCGGCAGACGCUUUGGCACACCCUUACCUUUCUCCGUACCACGACCCAACAGACGAACCUAUCGCCGAGGCUAAGUUCGAUUGGAAUUUCAACGAUGCUGACUUGCCUGUCGAUACCUGGCGUGUAAUGAUGUACUCCGAAAUCUUGGACUUCCAUCAAAUCGGAGAUCCACAAAUUAAUACUAAUGCUACCUUCGAUGACCAGGUAGCAGCUGCUACUGCCGCCGCCGCGGAGGCUGCCACUAAGCAACAACAACAGCAGCAACCUCAGUCGCAAACUCAGUCACAGGCUCAAACACAGCAGCAGCAGCAACAGCAACAGCAGCAGCAACAACAACAACAACAAACGCUCACACAGGCUCAAGCUCCUCAAGUCCAGGUGUCUCCAGGGGAGCUCGCCGUCCCAUCAAAUGCCAAUUCGCACUCAAACUCAAACCAUUCAUUCUCUAUCGGACCUGACCCUGCAAACGAAACACUGACAAAUCUUGCUAACCAAGCAGAUCAAUAUGUAACCAAAUUCGAAUAG
Messenger RNA from Kluyveromyces marxianus DMKU3-1042, 1398 nucleotides. It is a transcript of the gene HOG1, whose product is annotated as mitogen-activated protein kinase HOG1. Gene Ontology annotation, cellular component: nucleus; cytoplasm. Gene Ontology annotation, biological process: stress-activated MAPK cascade; osmosensory signaling pathway; protein phosphorylation. The record is from RefSeq and is a predicted model, not a curated record. Bases 1 to 1398 code for a protein of 465 amino acids. Gene Ontology annotation, molecular function: MAP kinase activity; ATP binding. NCBI's taxonomy places the organism in Eukaryota, Fungi, Ascomycota, Saccharomycetes, Saccharomycetales, Saccharomycetaceae. The transcript has a single exon.